AUGAGGACAACCACCUUCCUGGCCCUCUUGGCCCCAGCCGCUGUUUUCGCCGAGUCACACGCAUCUGGCAUCUCCUCCGAUUUCGCGCACAACUCCCCCGCCGUGUCAAUACCGGAGCUUGUGCCCCGCGAGCACUUCGUUCCAAUUCUGGAUCGUGCCCCGAUUUCUGAUGAUAUGCCCUUGCUGGCUGCCAGGCAUGUUCUCCAGGCGCGCAGUGAGGGCUCGCUGGGCCAGACUCCGUGGAUUGGCAUGGGUAUCGGCUUGACUUUCACUGCCCUGGCGGCUGUGAUGCUGGGAUAG
Molecule: messenger RNA, 300 nt
Organism: Penicillium brevicompactum
Lineage: Eukaryota; Fungi; Ascomycota; Eurotiomycetes; Eurotiales; Aspergillaceae
Exons: 1
Coding region: 1-300 (99 amino acids)
Source: RefSeq, a predicted model, not a curated record